UCUUUUCCACCUCUCUUCCAUCCUCCAUCCUUUUUUUUCUCUUUCCUCUUUCUUUUCCAUCCUUUCUCUUCCUCAUCUCUUCCCCUCUUCCCUUUUCCUCUUUUCCUCUCUUCCUCCCGUCCUUUUUCCGUCUCUUCUCCCUCUUAUCCUUCCUUUCCUCUUCCUCUUCGUUUCAUCCGUCAUCACCACUCCCACCACCAUUUCUUUCGCCGUUCCCCCUCGGUCUCUUCCACCGUUUUCUCUUCUUCGUCCUUUCUUCCUCUCUGUUCCUGACUAUCGCGUCAUCCUUGUUUGUUCUCCUACGAACUCUUCGCACUCCCGUCGAAUCGCCAUCCCGCUAUUUCUCCCACUCUUCCCCUCCUCUCCGUUCCUAGGUAAGUGAAUAACACUCUUACGAUUUAUAUUGUGGAUUUGUCUUCGGUUCAGUCUUCAUAACUUUUCUUUGCUUUUUUCUCCCUUCCACCACCCUUUUUCAUUUUUUGUCAUGCCCUGUCGUUUGCCCCUCCUCCCCCUCGUUCGAGUCUCGUGCGACACGCAGUG
Molecule: messenger RNA, 540 nt
Organism: Aspergillus glaucus CBS 516.65
Lineage: Eukaryota; Fungi; Ascomycota; Eurotiomycetes; Eurotiales; Aspergillaceae
Exons: 1
Source: RefSeq, a predicted model, not a curated record